GGUAAGGCUAAUGGAUGCAAAAAGUUCUGUCCCGUGAAAGGAGUUUCUAACAAGUCUUUCCCUGUCCCGCGUCUGAGAGAGACGCAUUUUACUCAGCAUCCAUUGUUGACGUUUUGGCGCUUCAUCUGUUGAGUUGCGAGAGGGUCUGAUGCAUAAAGAUGUCUGCAUUAAUCCAGACCAUUCAACAAUGUGUAUUCAAGAGUCCUGUGCCACAGUCAGGUGUUAUAACGGAGGAGGAUCCUGACUCAGGGGGAGAAACUGUGAAGGCUGAUGACAUCAAGGAAAGUGAAACUGUACAAACCCAGUGUGAUAAAAAGACAGACGAAGUCCCAGAUCAGGGAUCAAAGAGUGGCUUAUUAUGGAAGAUGUCUUCUGGUCUGUAUAACACAGCCACGGGGGCUGUAGGAUAUGGGGUAGGUAGUGUGAAAUGGGUUGCAGGAAAAACCUACGAUGUCGGGUCUUCUGUAGUCAGUCAUGUCAAAGUACCAUCAGUUUCAACACUUCGACGCAAGGACAAGAAAGAAUAAAUGGAGAUCGAAAACAAAAGAUUGAGAUUUAACAACAUAUAUGUACUUAACUGUUUUUAUCUGAUGUUUGUUACUAGCUAUUUAUUAAAGAAGUAUGACCAGUAUUUUUGUAUCAAGUGCCAUAAGUAAACCCAAAAAUGAUAUUUUGUAAACUCUUACACACCUGAAGGUGUAAAUUGUAAUUUUUUUUUCAAGAUACUGCAAAAUAUGUUUGCUGGCAAGCAUAGUUUAAUUCUUUUUUUUUUUUAACAUAAAGUUAUUUGCAGUAGUCAACUUUUUGUGUUUUGUAUUUUGAUGCACAUAAAUCAAUGGUUGCUGGGUUUUUUCUGUUUAGUACAAUAACCAUAUACAUGUAUGUAUUUAUUUGUAAAAUGUGCCAUUUUCUUUCCAUAAAUGAUUGAUAGGGAGUAUUUUAGUAAAUUCAUAUUCUAGUCAUAUUAAAUUGUUUAAACGUUACAAUGAUAAGUGUUGAAAAUCUAUUCAUGCUUGUCACCUUAUCAAUUUUCUUUUACCUGAAUUGUCAUGACAUGAGAGACUUUAAGAAAAUGGGCAAAUAAGCUGAGAAAAAUGCCUUUUGUUCAACAAAUAAAAAUUAAAUAUCUCAAUUUUACAAAAUUUUCCUUGAUAUUUCAAUUAACAUUAAUUUAUACAGUUGCACCUCAUUAAUGUGGAGGCUUGUGUUCCAGAGCAAAUUUUCCGAAUCAAUGAAAUGUGUUGAUUACUGAAACAUAAUUUGUAUAUUUGAAUGUAAAUUGUUCCUUACAAAAUUUUCCCAGAAGUUGAAGUGUUCGGAUUAUUGGAAUCUGGAAUAGUGAAGCUACACUGUACUUUAUAUAAAAUCUCCAGAAUUGGCAAUAAUCUCACAAGUAUUGAAAUUAUAUGUGUAUGAUUGAAAUAUAAUGUACAUAACAAAGAGAGCAAAAUAAUCAUUUUUUCGUACUAUAAAAAAUUUCACUCUUUUCAAAGUAUGUGUAAAAACAUUUUUUUUUUUGGUUUAUAACAAAAACAUGGAGCAAUGACCCAAUGUACCUAAAAAAAGAAAUUCAUGUAUGAUGCAACAGUUGCAUCUUCCCAAGAAAUAUUUGAAGUCAAGUUAUUCAGGUAUCAUAACACUAAUGAGAUUUAAAAUGCCACCUCUGAAUGUGAGUUUUUGUAAGUGGUUAGUUUGUCUGUACACUCUUACGAAAAGUUUUGUACUUGGGAUUUUUAUGGCUUGGGUUCCAACCCCAAGAAAACCACAAUUUUUUUUUUUAUUGUUGAAAAGUUUUAUCAUAAUUACAUACCUUUCAAUAAGAGGAACUUUGCUCUAAAUACUUACUUCACAAAUUGAAUUUGAUUUGCUAUAAGCAUUUCCUACACCAAAUUUGCCUAUUUUCUUUGUUUACCAUUUUGUACCCCCCAAAAAGAUUAUUUUAUGGUAUUUAAUUAUAUAAACCUUUAAAAUUAAUGUUAUUUUUAAAAGUCUGUCCAGAUAUAAUCAGACAUCCCUGAUGUUUAAUGUCUCAGGUAUGAUAGCCAAAUUAUUUUGAAAAAAAAAAUAUUUCAUUCGCUGGAAGUUUUUUCAUGCUUUUUCUAAAAAUUUUUAAAAAUUUUUGAUUAAAAUUUAGAAACGUGUCCAUUUAUCAAGGUUGUAAGAUUAUGUUUUUUGGGGUAUGAAUGCAAUGUUGUUUUUGUUUUUGUUAUCUAAUAUGCUCUAAUGUAAGUAUUGAUAAAGACAAUCAAAUUUACAGAAGGCAUUCUGUAAUAAUACCUAAUGUUCCUUGCUAUACAUAAUUUUUUAUUAUGGGUGAUUUUUGAAAUAAUUUUAUGUUUCUGUCCAAGAUAUCAGAAUGUCAAUACACCAUUUUUUUUUGGGCAUUGAAUGACAAGAAAACAAAUUCGAAGUUGAUGGGUGUGGUUAUUUGGGGAAGGGGGUGUCAAUAGUUUGAACGACCAAUGCCAUUUUAAUAAAGGGCAUUCAACUUGUUUAAAUUGCAUAAUAGAUUUUUAUCACUGUAACAUCAGUGCAUGACAACAUUGAAAAAAUAAAAAACUGUUCAUGUUCAUA
Saccostrea echinata is the source of this 2574-nucleotide messenger RNA. Its product is annotated as transmembrane protein 263-like. The record is from RefSeq and is a predicted model, not a curated record. The coding region runs from base 159 to 527 and encodes 122 amino acids. NCBI's taxonomy places the organism in Eukaryota, Metazoa, Mollusca, Bivalvia, Ostreida, Ostreidae. The transcript is spliced from 4 exons.